AUGGCCGCAUCCACCCUCUCCAUCUGCUCCAGCGACCUGAGCUACGACAGCCGCGUCUGCCUGCCCCGUUCCAGUGACUCUUGUACCGACUCCUCCUGGCAGGUGGACGACUGUCCAGAGAGCUGCUGUGAGCCCUCCUGCUGCGCCCCCAGCUGCUGCCAGCCCACCUGCUGUGCCCUCAUCUGUACUCCAGUGAGCUGUGUGUCUAGCCCCUGCUGCCAGGUGACCUGUGGGCCCAGCCCCUGCCAAUCAGCCUGUACCAGCUCCUGCACGCCCUCAUGCUGCCAGCCGUCUAGCUGCCAGCCCUUCUGCUGCACCUCUUCCCCCUGCCAGCCGGCCUGCUCUGUGCCCGCCUGCUGCACACCCGUCUGCUGCAAGCCCCUGUGCUGUGUGCCCGUCUGCUCUGGGGCCACCCCCUGCCCAGCCCCCUCAUGCUGCCAGCCCACCUGCUGCCUCUCAUCCUGCUGCAGACCCUCCUCUUGCAUGUCUGUCAUCUGCCGCCCUUAG
Myotis davidii is the source of this 507-nucleotide messenger RNA. RefSeq names its product keratin-associated protein 10-12-like. The transcript is spliced from 2 exons. NCBI's taxonomy places the organism in Eukaryota, Metazoa, Chordata, Mammalia, Chiroptera, Vespertilionidae. The coding region runs from base 1 to 507 and encodes 168 amino acids. Gene Ontology annotation, cellular component: keratin filament. The record is from RefSeq and is a predicted model, not a curated record.